Fomitopsis serialis is the source of this 939-nucleotide messenger RNA. RefSeq lists its product as uncharacterized. Bases 1 to 939 code for a protein of 312 amino acids. Gene Ontology annotation, cellular component: endoplasmic reticulum. The record is from RefSeq and is a predicted model, not a curated record. Gene Ontology annotation, molecular function: calcium ion binding. Lineage: Eukaryota; Fungi; Basidiomycota; Agaricomycetes; Polyporales; Fomitopsidaceae. The transcript is spliced from 4 exons. Gene Ontology annotation, biological process: endoplasmic reticulum calcium ion homeostasis.
AUGCACGCCCGCCUUGACGACGUCCGCGCCCACGUUUCUGACAUUGACUUCAACGCUCGACUGUCGAUCUUCGCCAUCGUCGCGAAGGACGAGCUGGAGGGCAUCCGCGCGCGCGGCUGGGACCUCUCCUUCACCAAGACGACCGACCAUCGCGGACGUCACCCCCAUCGUCUGACUACUGCUGCUACACUACCCCUGAUCCAAGCCGCCUUCCACUGGCAGCUCGUCGACACAAUCGCGGGCGAGGACAAGGCGACCGGGAUACGCGGAGGCCUCGGCGCGCAGCUCAGACCCGAGACGAAGAACAAGCCGAAGAAGGUGCGCGAAGAGAUUGUGACGCAGAAUAGUGAGGAGGCGAAGCGCGAGCAGAAGGAGGAGGAAGAGGAGAAGCGCGCAGCGGCGAAGCGGAAGGUGGAGGAGGACCGUCUGAGCAAGUUGAGUGCGGUGCGAUAUGACAAGACCGGUGCAUCGUUCCGGUCGCAAGCAAGCGCACGGUCCUCGUCACCUUGGACGCAUCUGCGCGCGGCGUCGACUACCCUCACGCGUCAUCCAGCUCCCGAGCGCCGAGACACGUUUGUGGCCUGUGGCGUCAACAUGCGCAUCAACCCCACACUCACUCGGUACGGCUACAUUGGUACAGCACCCCUCGAACCCUCCGUCGCGAUCUCCUUCCAUGUCCUUGAGGCCUUCCGCGCCCAGCAUCAUGCCUGCCCUCGAUUCAGCAUCCAGGUGCAGGUGAAAGCCCUCUGCCGCCUGCAGGCUGUUCCAUACAAGCCCUAUCUCUGUACACAAUUCCGUAUUGCCUACGACAUCUAUCUCGACAUUCUAUAUCGCGUCAACAGCCUCAUCAACACAGCGCUUGGGCACGACCUCCCGGAUUGGCGCAUGCGGCAUGCCUGUGCACCCUGCCUCUAUGUGCUCGAGGCGAAGAUCCAUUGA